AUGCAAGCUCUCUUUAUGGUGGAGUGGCACCCCACUCUUCUAGAUAUCCCUACCCAGACUAAGUUUGAUUACACAGUGACUGACCUCAAUGGAAACCCCCGACCUCCCUCACCCGAUGAUGAGCAAUACAAAAAGACGGUAUUUAAGGGUGGUGCAAUUGCAGGACAGCUGACCACAGUCGGGAUGCAGCAGAUGUUUGCCCUGGGGCAAAGGUUAAGGAGACGCUACGUGGAAGAAGCCAACUUCCUCUCACCCACGUUUAAGCCUGCGGAGGUCUUUGUCCGUUCCACUAAUAUUUUCCGGAAUCUGGAGUCCACACGGUGCCUGCUAGCUGGACUGUACCAACAACAGAAAGAAGCAUUCUGCUGGCGCCCAGCUUGGAUCUGUUGCCAUCAGUGCUGCAGUUUCAGAUCAACUGAGGAGGACCUGUCGUCAUCGUCACCGAUGAAGCAAGCUCUGAAAUCCUCUACCCCAAUUACCAGAACUGCCAGCGCCUGAAGUGCUUGA
Molecule: messenger RNA, 507 nt
Organism: Tinamus guttatus (white-throated tinamou)
Lineage: Eukaryota; Metazoa; Chordata; Aves; Tinamiformes; Tinamidae
Source: RefSeq, a predicted model, not a curated record